GCUCAUGCGGCGCGUGGCCGAGGUGGUGGUCGAGAUGGAGCGGCAGCGCGACCAGCUGAGCGCGCAGGGCCAGCUGCUACAGCAGUACCGGCAGCAGGCGCGCCACUGGCCGCCGCCGACUGAGCGGGCUGCGGCCGCCCAGCCGCCCGCCGCUGAGGACGACGAGGGCGAGGAGGAGGAGCCGUUUCGGGAUGCCACUAGUGUCCCGCCCCGGCGGCAGGAGGCCGGCGGCGACGACGGACUGACGUCGGUCCCCGGCGGCGCGCAGGACGCCCAGGUCGGUGCCUGCCGCGGGGCCUCGUCUUCCACCAGGGCCUCCGGGCCGGCCCACCGCUGA
This is a messenger RNA of Pollicipes pollicipes, 337 nucleotides long. RefSeq lists its product as uncharacterized. Bases 5 to 337 code for a protein of 110 amino acids. NCBI's taxonomy places the organism in Eukaryota, Metazoa, Arthropoda, Thecostraca, Pollicipedomorpha, Pollicipedidae. The transcript is spliced from 2 exons. The record is from RefSeq and is a predicted model, not a curated record.